UGGCCUGGAGUAUUGGCUGAUUAGUGCACCGCUAAGCCUGCCGGUCGAUAGGUAGAGUGGUACCCCCGCAAUAAUGGUGCGUUCGUUGUUACUAGUUUCGUUAGGUCUGUGCUGCCUGUUGGCAUCGGCCGACCGACCGCCAUACAAGAGUAGUGGAAUUUAUGAGGAAGAACCACAGCUCCCUGGUGCCAGUGAUCUCAGUGGUGGUGUUGCGAGUGAUGAGAUUGGCGUAGUUCCGGCGCAGCCCGUUGAUGAACGCUACCGUCUGCCAAAAACGUCCAUCCCGAUUCACUACGAUCUCCAUCUGCGUACCGAAAUCCAUCGCAAUGAGCGUACGUUCACUGGUACCGUCGGCAUUCAGCUGCAGGUAGUGCAGGCGACGGAUAAGCUAGUGAUGCAUAACCGCGGUCUAGUUAUGUCGUCGGCCAAGGUGUCCUCCCUGCCGAAUGGUGUGACCGGUGCACCGACACUGAUCGGCGAUGUACAGUACAGCACGGAUACGACCUUCGAGCAUAUCACGUUCACGAGCCCAACGAUCCUGCAGCCUGGCACUUACCUGCUGGAGGUUGCGUUCCAGGGUCGACUUGCUACCAACGAUGACGGUUUCUAUGUCUCCUCCUACGUGGCAGACAAUGGCGAGCGAAGAUAUCUGGCAACGACACAGUUCGAAUCAACCAGCGCCCGCAUGGCAUUCCCCUGUUACGACGAACCGGGUCUGAAGGCAACGUUCACCGUUUCCAUCACGCAUAGCCGCAGCUACAAGGCCAUCUCCAACAUGCCUCAAAAGACUACUACGGACAUUGAGACCGAUAUGCGCACCACGGACUUCGAAAAGACCCCAGCCAUGUCUACCUAUCUGCUGGCAUUUGUGGUUUCCGACUUCCUGUUUCGCGUAUCGGGCACGCAGCGUGUCUACGUUCGCCCGAAUGCGUUCAAUGAGGCGGCCUUUGCUCUGGAGGCUGGAGUGAAGAUUCUGAAGGUGCUGGACGACCAUCUUGGCAUCCCGUACGAUACGUACAUGCCGAAGCUGGAUCAAAUUGCUAUCCCUGACUUUGCUGCGGGUGCAAUGGAAAACUGGGGCCUGGUGACAUACAGGGAGCAAGCGCUAUUGUUUAACCCGACAGUGAGUACUUAUCGCGGAAAGACGAAUGUCGCGACCACGAUUGCGCAUGAGUACGCUCAUCAGUGGUUCGGUAAUCUGGUGUCGCCCGAAUGGUGGGAAUACAUCUGGCUGAAUGAGGGUUUCGCGACGCUCUACGAGUUCUACGCUCUCGAUAUGGCCUACCCGGGCCAGGAGUACUGGGAGCUGUUCAACCAGCAGGUCAUCCAGUACGCGAUGGGCCAGGACGGGCAGGCUUCCACCCGGCCGAUGAACUGGAAUGCAGCUACACCGGGGGAAAUAUCGGCUCUGUUCGAUCGUGUCGCGUAUGACAAAUCUGGCAGUGUGUUGAACAUGAUGCGACACGUGCUUGGAGAUGAUAACUGGAAAGCCGGCUUGAAGGCGUAUCUUUCCGAUCGUGCCCUACAGGGAGCCGUGGACGAGCAGCUGUACGCAGGGCUGCAGAGCGCCAUCGAGGGCAAAGGAGUGCUGCCAAAUGGAGUGACCGUCGGCCAGAUCAUGCGCACCUGGACCAACGAGGCAGGCUACCCCGUGCUGAAUGUACGCCGCUCGUACGACACCGGAGAUGUGAUUAUCUCGCAGGAGCGAUUCUACAACGAUCGCAAAGUGCCAAACACCAACAUCUGGAUGAUCCCGUACAACUACGUCCACCAGGCGAAGGCCGAUUUCAACGAGUUCGAUGACUUCCAGUGGCUCGCUACCAAGGCGGCCCGCAUUGAGACGACCGUGCCCGCGAACGAGUGGAUCGUGUUCAACAAGCAGCAGGUCGGCUACUAUCGCGUCAACUACGACGAACGCAACUGGGAGCUCAUUACCAAUGCGUUACACGAGAACUGGGCCAGCAUACAUCGGCUUAACCGUGCACAGCUCAUCGAUGACGCCUACUGGUUGGCUCGAUCCGGCCGGCUCGAUCUGCGCGUAGCCCUGCGUUUCAUGACGUACCUGCGCAAUGAGCGAGAGUACGCACCGUGGACGGCGGCAAACGUUGCCCUAACUUACUUCAACAACCGUCUCCGCGGAACGGCCGAGUACCACAACUUUUUGAUAUUCGUGGACGCGCUAAUCGAAGACAUCUACAGUUUGCUAACAAUCGACGCAGUUUCGCCCGACGACACGCUAUUGCACAAGUAUCUCGUGCAGACAAUUUCCACCUGGGCUUGCUCGAUGGGCUACACUGACUGUCUGAUGAAGACGGCCGCUCUGCUGAAGGCUGAGGCUAGUGGGACGGGUCCAGCCGUUCAUCCGGACAUUGCCAGCGUGACGUACUGUUACGGUAUGCGCUCUGCCGCAGAGUCUGAAUUCCAGUAUCUAUACCGGAAGAUGAUGAACUCGAAAAAUCUCGCCGAACGAACGAUGCUGAUCGAUUCGCUUGGCUGCUCGAACAACAAGGAGUUCCUGAAGGCAUUCCUGACGACCGCCCUGGGUAGUGGAACGGGUGUGGAGAUCAACUACCGUGCGGACGAACGGCGCCGUGUCGUGCAGGCGAUCUAUUCUGGCGGCCGUACCGGUGUGGAUGCGCUGAUCGAGUUCCUGAUGGAUCCCGCGCUGGUGAAUGAGUUUGUCAGCACGCUUUCCACGUCCACGCUCAAUUCGGCACUGUCGGCUAUUGCAUCGCGUACCAACAACGUGGAGGAAAUGAAUAAGCUCAACGCUCUGAUCACUGCACUGGGCAGCAGGGUCAACAGUCAGACGGCGGCCAACCUACGCACCACGGCUCAAGCCAAUCUGGACUGGGUGGAUGGAUUCGAGGGCUUGAUGCUGUCCAACUUCCUGGCUGAGUUUGUGGCAGAGACCCAAUUGACGACCACUGCAGCGCCGGAAACGACUACGGUGACUGCAGGACCAAUCACCACUACCACCACCCCAUCGUCCGCCGUAACUACGACCACUAGACCCACCUCCGUAACGACUACAGUGGUGCAAACGACGACGGAAGAGGACGAUGGAGCGGCAACGAUUGGCCUCUCGAUAGCGGCACUGUUGGUCUCGAUCACGGUUCACCUGCUCAUGGGAUAAUCAUUCCGAUGAUUCAUCGUGUUUGCGAUAUCACGCGGGGUUAUUGUUUUCCCGUAUCCUGGAUUCCGUAGCCCCUUUGCGCAAGUACCCGGGAUCAAGAUCAUUAGAGUACGAUUAUUGAUACUAUAUCAGGAGUAGAAUAAACACAAAACCCCUACAUCAA
Molecule: messenger RNA, 3299 nt
Organism: Anopheles merus
Lineage: Eukaryota; Metazoa; Arthropoda; Insecta; Diptera; Culicidae
Product: aminopeptidase N-like
Exons: 5
Coding region: 74-3136 (1020 amino acids)
Biological process (GO): peptide catabolic process; proteolysis
Cellular component (GO): cytoplasm
Molecular function (GO): zinc ion binding; peptide binding; metalloaminopeptidase activity
Source: RefSeq, a predicted model, not a curated record